Oncorhynchus mykiss (rainbow trout) is the source of this 1898-nucleotide messenger RNA. RefSeq names its product solute carrier family 28 member 3. Lineage: Eukaryota; Metazoa; Chordata; Actinopteri; Salmoniformes; Salmonidae. The record is from RefSeq and is a predicted model, not a curated record. Gene Ontology annotation, cellular component: plasma membrane. Gene Ontology annotation, molecular function: pyrimidine- and adenosine-specific:sodium symporter activity. Gene Ontology annotation, biological process: pyrimidine nucleoside transport; purine nucleoside transmembrane transport.
ACAAAAUGUGGAAAAAUUCUAGGGGUCUAAAUACUUUCCCAAUGCACUGUAUAUGAAACACAGGGAAUUCAUGUUUUUGACUGCACUGGGCCUUUAAAAUGUUGAGCUCCACCUCUUCCUUACCCCUCACAUUCGACACAUAUACCCCCCAACACACACACACACACACACACACACACACACACACACACACACACACACACACACACACACACACACACACACACACACACACACACAUACACACACAUACAGAUUGAAGCAUCCCACUUGCUGACAGCCUCCGUAAUGUCAGCCCCGGCCUCCCUGGCUAUCGCCAAAACCUUCUGGCCAGAGACAGAGACCCCCAAAGUCACAGCCAAGAAAGGCCUCAAACUGGAGACAGGGGAGGGCAGUAACCUGCUGGAGGCAGCGUCUCGCGGAGCGUCCUCCUCUAUUGUCCUGGUGGACAACAUCGCUGUCAACCUCAUUGCCUUCCUGGCCCUGCUCGCUUUCCUCAAUGCCGCUCUGUCAUGGCUGGGCAACAUGUUCAACUACCCCCAGCUCAGCUUCUCUAUCAUCUGCUCGUACGUAUUCAUGCCUUUCUCCUUCCUGAUGGGUGUGGCCUUGGAGGACAGCUUCAUGGUGGGUGAGCUGAUUGGCUACAAGACCUUCUUCAAUGAGUUUGUGGCCUAUGAGAGGUUGGCAAAACUCAUCAAGAGGAGAGAGGACAGAGGCCCAGAGUACGUGGAUGACGUUAAGCAGUACCUAUCUGUCCACUCUGAAACCAUAGUGACGUAUGCUCUAUGUGGCUUCGCGAACAUCAGCUCUGUGGGUGUGAUGAUCGGAGGCCUCUCGGCUAUGGCCCCAGAGCGGAGGGGUGAUAUUUCCAGGUGUGCCAUCAGAGCUCUUAUCUCAGGCACGGUGGCAUGCUUCAUGACAGCGUGCAUCGCAGGUAUGUUGUAUAUCCCAGAGCUGCUGUGUGAAGACUUCCUGAAGGAAGAGUUCAACUCCACAUUAGUCAUUAACAGCACUCAGCUCCUCACCUGCUGUACUGAGCUCUACCACAGGUCGGUGGUUCCUGGUCCCCCAUCAACUUGGGAAACGAAGAUCUGAUGGACCCCCUCGCAAUGUCAUCCUGCGCUUCACUAUGCGCCACCACAGGGACACCAUCUGGAAAAUGGCCAAGGGCAACAAGUUUCUGGACGAGAAGAAGCUCCGCAUCAAAGAGGCUCUGAUACCGCAGGAUCGGACAGCCAAGGAGAAACUGUGGCCGCUUAUAUAGAAGGCAUGACAAGAGGGAAAGCAGGCUGGGUUCAAGGGCCCAAACGCGUUCUUCGAAGGAAGAAAGAUUACUGGUUACUGAUUACUGAUGACAUGAACCACACUUGAACUGUGAGUACUGCCAAGAGUACAUUUACUGUACUGCCAUGGGUAAAUUUACAGUUUGAAAUACAAUUGAUGAACACUUGCCAACUAAAAAAUUGAAAAAAGGGAUUUGUUAUCCUGUUAACCACCGCUACAUCAGCUGAGCAUUGUUGAGCACUGUCAAGGUUCACUGUUUUAUUGUUCACAUUACUACAUAUGUUAUCUAGUUUGUGUCUUUCUUUUUUUAAUGCAGGAGUUUGUUUUCAACUCACUCAAUAUCGUUAGUCUGAAUGCUAGGGGUUUGAGAGAUCUUACAAAAAGAAAAGUCUUAUUUUUACAUUGUAAACACAGUAACUUUCAUGCCCUGACCUUAGAGCCUUUUAAUGUCUCUAUUUGGUUUGGUCAGGGUGUGAUUUUGGGUGGGCAUUAUAUGUUCUGUUGUCUAUGUUUUUGUAUUUCUAUGGUUCUCAAUCAGGGACAGCUGUCUAUCGUUGUAUCUGAUUGGGAAUCAUACUUAGGCAGCCUUUUCCCCUUUUGUCAUUGUGGGAAGU